CCCAGUGGGACUGGUCGGGGCAGAGCCGAGCGAGCGGUGCGGACGUGCGGCUCCUCCUUCGCCACGACGAGUCGACGACGAACCCGAUGCCGCCCCAGCGCGCCGGAGGGGCCGCGGCCGGCGGCGACACGAGCGCGUUCUUCGCGGCAACGCUAGUGCUGUGGGCGGUGUCUGUGGGGUUUGAGAUCGGCGUGCGGGGGCGUCGUGAGCUGGCGCCCGUGGCCGCCGGCUUCGCCUUCUUUCAGGCUGCCAACGCCGCGGUCCGAGCCGCGGUCUCCCGCGACCCGCUCUUCGUCAACACCGCCGUUUCCCUCCUCCACUCCUCCCUCACCUUCGCCUCCGUUAUCUUUGUUCUUGUCAAUCAAUGGCGUAAUAAGGGCCUCGAGAACAUGUUUGAGCAUCAUGAACUAUUUGGUGGCAGUUGGGUUGGAGCAUAUUCUGCCCUCUGCUUUUCUUGUGGCUACUUUGCAUAUGACCAAUUGGACAUGCUCCGUUACCGGCUAUACAGUGGAUGGAUUCCUGGAAUUCUCAUGCAUCACCUGAUCCUGCUCAUUUGCUUCACACUAGCUCUCUAUAGGAAUGUCACGAUCAACUACCUAAUUCUCACUCUUGUGUGUGAGCUGCACUCCAUAUUUUUGCACAUAAGGAAAGUGAGGCGAAUGGCUGGAUUUCGUGAUUUCAACCGAAAAGUGGUGAAGCUGGAAUGGGCACUCAACUGGAGUACCUUUGUGACAGCAAGGGUGGUGUGCCAUAUCUUGAUCACUUACAAACUCAUCGCUGAUGCCCACAAGUUUGAUAAGGGCAUUGAGCUUCCACUAGCUCUUCUCGGUAUGGCAGGAAUGAAUCUUCUCAACAUAUUUUUAGGCCUCGAUCUAUUUAAAGCGUAUGGACGAGAAAGAAAUCAGCAGAGACAUCAAGAUUGAACGCACCUUCCCUGACAUCCCAAAGCCUCAUCUAAGGUACUAGUGUGCCUUUGGCAACUUGUAAAAUGGCGCCAUAAGGCUACAACACUCUGUCUUCAAAAUAUUAUCAUUUCUCACAGUGGAGUAAAUCUUGUACUCCUGUCAUUGA
This is a messenger RNA of Panicum hallii, 1071 nucleotides long. Its product is annotated as TLC domain-containing protein 2. Gene Ontology annotation, cellular component: plasma membrane. The transcript is spliced from 3 exons. The coding region runs from base 87 to 923 and encodes 278 amino acids. NCBI's taxonomy places the organism in Eukaryota, Viridiplantae, Streptophyta, Magnoliopsida, Poales, Poaceae. The record is from RefSeq and is a predicted model, not a curated record. Gene Ontology annotation, biological process: plasma membrane organization; membrane assembly; regulation of membrane lipid distribution.